Molecule: messenger RNA, 3702 nt
Organism: Ylistrum balloti
Lineage: Eukaryota; Metazoa; Mollusca; Bivalvia; Pectinida; Pectinidae
Product: serine/threonine-protein kinase 25-like
Exons: 18
Coding region: 222-2372 (716 amino acids)
Biological process (GO): protein phosphorylation
Molecular function (GO): ATP binding; protein kinase activity
Source: RefSeq, a predicted model, not a curated record
AGGAAUCUAGUAACGAUGGCGAAAUGGAAUGAGUUUGGAAAUAUAAACGGGGCUGCAAGGACUUUCCAUAAAUUUGAAAAGAACUGAUUUAUUUCCUCAUAUUUUGCACGAGUAGAAGCUCAUGCAAAUAUUAUAAGAAUCCACAAACUUCGUCAUAAGAGAAGUAAGGGAGAGGAUUUGGAACACUUCUCAAACUUGCUUGGACCUAUAUAGAAUUUAAAAUGGCACAGAGAAGCUCAGGGAUGUCUAUUGACCCAGAAAUGCGCUUUACUAAGCUGGACAAAAUAGGAAAGGGUUCUUUUGGGGAAGUAUUCAAAGGAAUUGAUAAUUCAUCACAGCAAGUUGUUGCCAUCAAAAUUAUAGACUUAGAGGAAGCAGAGGAUGAAAUUGAAGAUAUCCAACAGGAAAUUAUGGUCUUAUCACAGUGUGAUAGUCCGUUUGUCACAAAAUACUACGGGUCCUAUCUCAAGGGUUCAAAGUUAUGGAUCAUUAUGGAGUACUUGGGUGGGGGAUCAGCACUGGACUUGAUGAAGGCUGGACCAUUCUCAGAGUCCGACAUCGCUAUUAUAUUAAGAGAAAUCCUCAAAGGACUAGAAUAUUUACAUUCAGAGAGGAAAUUACACAGAGAUAUCAAAGCUGCCAAUGUGUUAUUAUCAGAAAAUGGGGAUGUAAAACUAGCAGACUUUGGUGUAGCGGGACAGUUGACUGAUACUAUGGGCAAACGUAAUACAUUUGUAGGCACACCAUUCUGGAUGGCUCCUGAAGUGAUAAAACAGUCAGCAUAUGAUACUAAGGCUGAUAUAUGGAGCUUGGGCAUUACUGCCAUUGAAUUAGCUAAAGGCGAGCCCCCAAACUCUGAGCUCCAUCCCAUGAGAGUUUUAUUCCUAAUUCCUAAAAAUAACCCCCCUCAACUGACAGGAAACUACAGUAAAAGUUGCAAGGAAUUUGUAGAACAGUGUCUGAAUAAAGACCCAAAUAAUAGACCACAAGCGAGAGAAUUAUUACGACACCCUUUUAUUCGACGAGCGAGAAAAACAACAUAUCUCACAGAUCUUAUUGACCGUUAUAAACGAUGGAAGAUGGAGAAAGGAAAUAACGUAGACAGUGAUGACAGUGAUAGUGAAGGAGAGAUUGAUGAGAAUGAUAUGCAGGUUGAUUGGAUCAUGACAAUGAAAGAAGCUGAUGUGGUCAAGCAACAGCUGAUGGCGAAUGUUAAUGGUCAAGACAAGGGACAGGGUAAAAUGUACCCUAGCUCUGGAUCGGUUCUCGCUAAGGGGGGCCAAGAUAUGAUGCGGAGCACCACUCCGCCCUUAGACAUCCCGGCGGAGGAGGCGGUGGCAGACUAUCCCAUCGACGAUGAUAACAUGAUACAACCCCCUCCAGUGUCGUCAGCAGUAUCGUCGAGGGAGUCCGGGAAGCGACCCGCCCCUCCAGCCCCGCCCAGUGUGGGGCAGGACGACUCCAAUCGGCAUUCUAACUAUGAGAAACGCCCCGCCCCUGCACCACCUGAUAAUAGGACUACAAUCAAUACCUCAUACGAUGAUGUAAUUUUAAACAAUGGAACUAAAAUCGCAGCCAGCAGGGGGACUGAAGAAUAUAAUGUUAUGCACGCAGGAAAUCUACGAGGGAAAAAUAUGGGGAGUGAUCCAGAUUUCACUCGAGAUCGCCAAAACUCUUCUCAUAUGCACGCAUCUCCAGUACAUAAGGGACCCAUCAUACAUAGCCGGGCGGAGUCAGCCCCGGCCCUUAACACUGACCGGCGAGAACCUACGGGCGUAGUGCACCUGCGUAGUAGCUCAGAUAUCACGCCUCCAUUAGUGUCCCCCUCCAAACCUAACUACUAUGCCCAGCAUCCCUCCUCCUCAAACAUCGCCUCGUCUCCUGGCCAUGCCCCCAACAAUCAUCAGUACCGUGACCAGCAACAACGCGAACAACGACAUUUAUCUCGACCCAAAUCCCAGUAUGAUGUGCCUAGUAGCACUAACCAUCAAUCGGACCAACAUGUGGAUCGGUUCAUACAAGCCAAGGAUAUGUCACAUGGACCCUAUGGUGGAUAUUAUAGGCCACAGGCCCCUCAGCCCCCGCGUCCUGUGUCGAUGCCUGAUAUCCCUCGUCUGUCACCCAGCCUAACUUCAACAGUUGUUCCUUUGCUGUCCAAGUUAAAGGACGAUUACAAGGAGGAGUACCGUCGUAAUGGUCGGCCUAUACAGAGAACAGAAGCUGUUGAUGAACUCAGGAAUGCCUUUGAGCUGGCAGAGAAAUCUUGUCCAGGCAUCACAGAUGAUUUAGUGGCAGGAUUGAUGGGAAGAUUAGCUAUGUCACACAUGUCAGAGCAAGAUAUCAGGAGGGCAGUUGAAAAGGUCAAGAGAUAAGGACCGUCCUAGCCAGUGAAGUGCUUUUCUUUAAAUAUCUUUGCAAAAUUGUGCGUGGUUUCCAGUGGAGUAUAACAACGCUUGGUCAGCCAUUACAAAUUUUACGUACAUCAUUCCCAGCAUGCAACCGGUCAUGUGAUUGACCUAUCAUAUGUCUGCCUUGCAGCAGUCUAUAGGCCAUGUGACUUAUCGUUACGUCUGCUGUAUGGCAUGCAACGGGUCAUGUGACUAAUUGUUUAAAUAACUUAGAAACGUUUUUUCAUUUCAUUGGAAAAGAAUUUUUACCAAAAAAUGUGUUGUUGGUUAAUUAGCGAUUGACGAACAAGUCAAGUGCAAAGUUACUAUGUGAUACUUAAUGUAGUGUGUUGGAGUGUAGAGAAUGGAGAUCCAGGAUAGGACAACCGGGUGCUUUUAUAGAUGGUAUAAUGGAUAUAUAUAUAUACAGUUCAUCACAGUCAUAUUAUGAUAUAAAACUGAAGUAAGAAUACAACUUAGGAACAGCACUGUGCCCCGACCAAUUAUUGCUGCUGUUACAUGUCCCUCAGCCCAUAGUUAGCCAAUCAGUGGCAGCCUUUUGAAUGAAUUUGAGAUCAUUUCACAUAAUGCUGAUGUAAAAUGUUGGGUAUUAUUCCUGAGGCUAAGAUUAAAUCAGUAAAUGAUUAAAUACAGUGGUUAGGUUCUAGCUUCAACGUGUACAGUGAAUGUUUGUUUCAGGCUUAAGCUUUUGUGCCUCAGUGGUAAGGACAGAUCAUGUCUGCCAACGUUAGAAAUAAUCUUAGAUAAAUGCCAUUAUGGAUUUCUUUGAAUUUGAGAUACAAGCUUUUCCAUUUUAUCCAUAAAGAGGUAAUAUUUGACCAGGUUUUUGGAUAGUUUUCUUGGUGAAAUGAAUAAUGUUAACAUGAUAUAGUAGUUGAAGAAGAGACGUCUGAACAAAUCUCCAAAACAUCAUCAUGUUAAUUUUGAGGAAAAUACACCAUGAAAUCUUGGUUCAUGUACAUUGAAAAUUGUGCAUUUUAUGACUUAAGUUGUCUUCAUUGAAUAUGUAAAAUUCAAACUUGAAUUAGCAUCCAUGAAGCCAAAUGUUCUGUAUACAUGUUUUAACAAUCUGUAGUAUAACUGUAUCAUAUUUCAACAGUUAAGGACAUGAUUGAGUUGGUACAGUGACUCGGAAGGUGUGUAGGAGAGUUGUCCACACAUGAUCAGGUCUUUGCAAACAAAGAUUCUGUGUUAUUGAUAUCACAUUGCGGGGCAAUGCUUAAUGAGCCAAAAAUUACUGGGAUAUAAGACUACAGCUUAAUUACAUCUAAAGAGUCAGUGCUGUAAAAGUAUG